CUCUUCUUGGCGAGCCAGCCGCAUGCCUCCCCGGCUCCCUCUUCUGGCUGCCAGCGCCACAACCCCCUCGCUCCGUCGCUCGUCUUCCUCCUCGCGCGAGCGCCGCCACCGCCGGUUGGUUUCCCCUUCGAUUCUCUCGCUCCCGACCGUUUCUCCUCCCCACACCCUACGAACGGAUGCGCCCUUUAGCUCCCCGUUUCAUCUCAAUCUUCCCCAAUUCGUAACUGAGGCAAAAGUCAAGGUAGGGCGGCCGCCUUACCUUGCCCUACUGGGUCCUCCGCCUGUGGUUGCUUUGAUCCAGUUUGCAAUGACAGAGAUGAUGACAGAAUUGGAUAUGGCAGAAGCAGAUAUCACGGAGAAGUCCUCAAAACUUACAGGGACAUGCAUUGUAGCUGGUGAUGAAGGUUUCCGUAACCCUGAGUCUCGCAGGAAAAAGGCCAUUAAAAAUGCUGGGACUGCAACAGCAUCUGUAAGUGAGUUGAGUAAGGAACCUGAUGGCAACCAAUCAAUGACAGAAGCAAGAGUACGACCAGCCGAUGCCAAUUCUCAGGAACUAUCUUCAGGUAGUAUUGAAAAGAAUAUAGAGGAACCUGUUGCCAACCAAUCAGUGACAGAAGCAAGAGUACAACCAGCCAGUGACAAUUCUCAAGAACUAUCUUCAGAUAGUAUUGAAAAGAAUACAGAGGGACUGUUGGAAGAUGAACUGGAUAUACAGACGAAUUCUGUUGAACAUACACCGCAGCAAGCCGAAGAACAAAACCAGUUACAUGGCAAUAUGCAAAUCAUUGAAAUGCCAAGCAACAAUAUCAGCAGUGAAAGUGAUUCGGACAGCAGCUCGGGGAGUGACUCAGAUAGUGAAUUAGGAAAAUACUUUUAUCCUAAAAUUGAGGAAUUAGAGAAUGCAAGACAACCAGAACCUGGAAUGAAAUUCCAAACCCUUGAAGAUGCGCACGGGUUCUACAAUACAUAUGCUCUCCUAACAGGUUUUGCAGUUAAGCGAGGUACAAAUUACAUGAGAAAGAAGUUUCACCUAGUAUGCAACAGGAGUGGCAAACCAAAGCCAACUCGGCUGAACAGGAAAAGGAAGAGAAGCUCUAUAGAGAAGACAAAUUGCCAAGCAAAGGUGAUAGUGAAGCUCACUAGGGGACAGUGGGAGUUCACGACAGUUCGCAAUGAGCACAACCAUCCACUGUGCCCUAGCGCUUCCCUCACAAAAUUUUUCUUGAGCCAUAAAGACAUAUCAACUGAAGAGAAAUCGCUUCUAAAAGUUCUGCAAAAAAGUAGGAUACCUCCCAAUAAAGUUAUGAAGAUCUUUAGGAGAAUGAGAGACAUACCGUUGAAGAAAAAAGACAUGACCGGUUUACAGUAUGCAGAACAUCGUAGAACAGAAAACUCAGAUGUUGAAGUAACGUUGAAGCACUUGAAAGAACUGGAGCUGCGGAACCCAUGCUUUCUCUACACGAAGCAAACAGAUGAAGACAACAUAGCUCGGAGUAUUUUCUGGAGUGAUGCAAGGUCGAAAUUGGAUUAUGAAAUUUUUGGAGAUUUCCUGUUGUUUGAUACAACCUAUACCACAUUUAGGCAUAAUAUGCCAUUCACUCCUAUUAUUGGAAUAAAUAACCAUGGGAGAACCCUAUUGUUAGGAUGCGCCUUGCUACAUGAUGAGAAAUCUGAAACUUUCAUAUGGAUGUUCCAGAAACUUCUGCAAAUGAUGGGAGGAAAAAUGCCAGUAUCAAUCAUAACAAACCAGGAUGAAGCUAUGGCAAAAGCAAUUGCAGAGGUCAUGCCGCAAGUAAGGCACAGGUUUUGCAAAUCGGAUGUAAUGGGUAAAGCACAGGAAAAGAUAUCAGCCUUCAUGGCAGUAAGAGGCAACAUAAAGGAAGAGCUGGAUAGCUUAGUUGACAAUUCACUGACGGAAACAGAAUUUGAAGAAGGGUGGAUUUCACUCAUUAAGAGAUACGAUGCAAGUGAGAACGAGUACCUAAGAAUCAUGUGGAAAACAAGGAAAAACUGGGUGCCUGUUUAUUUCAGGCAAGAUUUCUUUCCAUUUGUCGAAUCACAUGGACGUGGGGAAAGGAUGAACCUAUUGUUCAAAGACUAUGUUCUUACUAAUGACAGAAUAGAGAAAUUCAUUGAAAGAUAUGAGGAGAUACAAAAGGAAAUAAUAGAAACGGAUGAUGAAGAUAGACUUCAAACAGGAACUGUACCUUCAUGUUUCUCUUUGCACCCGAUUGAAAAGCAUGCAGCUAAUAUUUACACAAGGCAAAUAUUUCUGAAAGUACAGAGGGAAGUUCUCAAUUCUACAGCAUUCAAUGUGCAUGAGGUACAAAGAGGGGUUGUGUACCGACUGGACAAGGUUUUCAACUACGAGAACCCAGAGUUUGAUAGGAAUUACUUUGAAGUGAUAGUUGAACCUGGGACCAAUUCAUUCACAUGCCAAUGCGCAAAGUUUACCCGGGAUGGAAUACUUUGUUGUCACAUAAUCAGACUAUUCACGCAGUUUGGAAUCAAUGAAAUACCCGAGCAAUAUAUACUUCCCAGAUGGACUGACAAAUUCAGAGAAGAGAAGGCAAAACAGUACAAGGAAAAAUGCUUACGGAAGACAGAAAAUACAAUGAGGUAUGCAAAGUUUAUGAGUAAAAUGGCUGACCUGGGCAAAAGAAUAUGUGGUGAUGGUGCAAGAUACAAUGCAGCAAUGCUUGAAGUUGACAAGAUUGAAAAAAUGUCAACGGCUGAAGGAGAAAAUCCUGAAUUUGAUGAGUUAGACAGCAUGUGUUGUGGACAAGGGCCUAGGCAACAGAAGCAUUGGCAUGAUUGCAGGGCAGCUGAAGCCAUGUCCGACAUGUGCGGGAAUCAGGAUGUCCAGGUCCAGGUGGGUGCUCAUGUCCAGGAUGAAGGAUGAAGCAGAAUAGUCGAAUGUUUGGUUUAGGUAUACAGUACAUGAGGAGAGCUAGAUAGUGUGUGCGUUAUGUGUUAGAUGAAUUUUUCUCGCAAAAAAAAUGUGUCACUAGAUGAAUUCUCAAGAGAUAGUGUAUGCAUAUUGUGCUCAUGUCCAGGCAGUUCAUCCGAUUCGUGCAAUUUGUGCUAAAUUCCUGGCCUCAAGCUUACAAGACAGAUGAUUUUCGAUCCAGCAUUUUGGAGAAACAAUUGGCAUCUUCCAUUACUA
This is a messenger RNA of Brachypodium distachyon (stiff brome), 3166 nucleotides long. Its product is annotated as protein FAR1-RELATED SEQUENCE 9. The record is from RefSeq and is a predicted model, not a curated record. NCBI's taxonomy places the organism in Eukaryota, Viridiplantae, Streptophyta, Magnoliopsida, Poales, Poaceae. Gene Ontology annotation, biological process: regulation of DNA-templated transcription. The coding region runs from base 23 to 2902 and encodes 959 amino acids. The transcript is spliced from 6 exons. Gene Ontology annotation, molecular function: zinc ion binding.